Messenger RNA from Panonychus citri (citrus red mite), 2922 nucleotides. RefSeq lists its product as uncharacterized. Bases 1 to 2922 code for a protein of 973 amino acids. NCBI's taxonomy places the organism in Eukaryota, Metazoa, Arthropoda, Arachnida, Trombidiformes, Tetranychidae. The transcript is spliced from 3 exons. The record is from RefSeq and is a predicted model, not a curated record.
AUGUCUAAAACUUUUUCACGUUGUGCACAUUGUAGUAAAAAAUUCAAAAAAGAAACAAAUCUUAUUUUUCAUCAACAGUUAUGUAAAAGUACUCAAGUUUCUGUUUCACGAAACCUAAAAUUGAAUUUACCUGGUGAUUUUACUUUGCAAAAACAAGCCUUUUACAAAUCUUUGAAUGUAUAUUAUAAAAGUUUUACUGAAAAUUUCUUUGACAUCGAAAAUGCUCUUAAAUCUGAAAGUGGUAAUCUAAAACAAUUGCUAUCAACUUUUCUUGAAGUCUUAGGAUUGUUAAAAGUGCAAAUUGGAAUCUGUUGUGAAUUCUAUAGAUAUGAUGGCUUUGAAAUUGUAUGGAUAGAUCCAAUGUUCAAUUCAAGUUUGAAGCCACUUACCUCUAUUGAUCUUUAUAAUCAAUUUCUCGAUGAUUGCUAUUUUGAAAUAUCAGUAGACUUUGAUUCAUUCAAUCAAAAAGGUAGUGGAUGGAUUCUGAAUAAGGUAAAACUCAUCGAAAUUCGUAUUGGCAAGUAUAUUCCAUUACGUGGAGGGUGUAAAAAGAAAUCAUUACCUGGAUUUAUUUCAUCGAAAGGAGCAAUAAUUCAACUUGAAGCCACAACUGACUGUUUCAUGUGGAGUGUACUCGCUGCUAUUUAUCCAGUUCAAAAAACGCUUCUCGAUUAUCUAAAUACAUCGCACUAUCACAAAAUCAUAACUUCAAUGAGAAAUUCUAUUUCAGUUAAUGUUUAUACUUUCUAUUUUACUGGAAAAAUGGAAGCUCCGAUGCCACUCUACGUUUCUAAGAAACGUUUUGAAAAACAUGCUAAUUUAUUAUUAUAUGAAGACCAUUAUUGGCCAAUUAAAAAUUUCAACCGUUUAAUUGGAAGUAAACAAUCUCGUUAUCACCAUUUUUGUGAAAAUUGUUUAACUGGAUUUUUAACAUCUGAAAAGUGCUUUGAACAUACUAAAGACUGUUACAAAUUCAAGCCAUCUAAAAUUAUAACACCUGAUCUUGGAACAAGAAUGUUUUUCAAACAAUAUGGAAAAAUGGUAAAAUAUCCGUUUAUAAUAUAUGCUGAUUUUGAAACGCUAUGCAAACCUGUUGAAAGCUGCGUAAAUCGAAAUACGUUUGAAUAUCAAGAGCAUGUUCCUUCAAGUUUUGGCUAUGUGAUUGUAAAUAAUCAUGGUAAAAUUGUUAAAUAUGUUUCUCAUCGUGGUCCCGAUAGUGCUGUUGUUUUUUUGAGAUCAAUCAAUGAAUCAUGUGAAAAAAUCAUAAAUGCAAUCAAUCGGAGAUUUUCACAGCUCAGGAUGACGUUAAAAGAUCAACAAGCUUUUGAAUACGCAACGAAAUGUCAUAUAUGUGAAACAGACUUUAUUUCCGGUGAUACAAAAGUGAGAGAUCAUGACCAUUUCACGGGUUUAUUCAGGGGUGCUGCUCAUGGUCGUUGUAAUUUACAAUUACAAAUACCUGAAGACAUCCCAAUCGUUUUUCAUAAUUUAAAAAAUUUUGAUGCUCAUAUAUUGAUAAAAGCUAUACAAACUAAGAUGUAUAAACAAAUCAAUAUCAUACCUCAAAAUACUGAAAAAUACAUUUCAUUUUCAUUUGAUAAUAUAAAGUUUAUAGAUAGUUAUGCUUUUUUGAGCAGCUCAUUAGAUAUUCUGUCUCAAGAUUUAGAUGAAGCAUUCAAAAAUUCAUUUUUAUUACAGCAAUUCAGACCAGAAGAUCUCAAUUUUGUAUCCGCUAAAGCAUCUCUCCCAUAUGACUAUCUAAAUCAUUUUGAUCGAUUUGAAGAGACUAGUUUACCUUGUUACGAAUUCUUCUAUAAUAAAAUGAAAAGAGAAAAUAUCGAUAGAAAUGUAUAUGAUAACAUGAUAGCUCUUUGGAAUCAUUUCAAGAUACAGAAUAUUGGUGAGUUUCAAGACAUUUAUCAAAAAAUUGACGUUGUUUUGUUAGCAGCUGUUUUCGAAAAUUUUAGAAAUAUCAGUUAUGAACAAUUCAAGCUUGAUCCACCUCACUUUUAUUCAGCACCAGGAUUAACUUGGGCUGCAGCAUUAAAGUCAACAAAAGUGAAAAUUGAUUUAUUGAGUGAUAUUGACAUGAUAAUGCUUUUUGAAAAAGGAAUAAGAGGUGGUAUUUCAUCAGCAUCGAAAAGAUAUGAGAAAGCUAAUAUUCCUGGAACUGAAGAUUUUCAACCCGACGAAGAAGCUAAGUUCAUAACAUAUCUUGACGUAAAUAACCUAUUUAUUGAAAAUACUGAAUUUGAUCAUAUAUAUAAUCAAUGUAUCAAUUCAAAUACCGAUGAAGAUGAAACUGGUUAUGUAUUCGAAGUUGAUAUAGACUAUCCUCUUCAUCUACAUGAUCUUCAUAAAGAUUAUCCUCUAGCCCCUGAACGCAUCUCAAUAGACAAUGAACAACUGAGUCAAUUACAGCUGGAUAUACUGGAUAAAACACAAAGACCACGAACAAAAUGUGAAAAACUGAUUGCAACAUUUCUCAAAAGGGAAAAAUAUGUUGUUCAUCAAAGAAAUCUAAAGUUUUACGUUAAAAAUGGAAUGAUCGUAACAAAAAUCCAUCGUAUUGUUUCUUUCAAACAAUCUUGCUGGCUGAAAGACUAUAUUUUACUCUGUACAUAUAAGAGAAUGGCCAGUAAAUCUAAUUUCGAAAAAAACUUUUGGAAAUUAUUAGUUAACGCAAUCUAUGGGAAAUCAAUCGAAGAUGUUCGUAAACAUACUGAGAUUAGAUUAGAAACAUCCCUUGAUGGAACAAUCAAACAAAUGCAAAAGCCACUCGUUGAACGUUUUUUUAUUCUAGAUGAACAAAAAGCACUCUUCAAGAUGCGAAGGAAAAGAGUGUAUCUUAAUAAACCAAUAUUUGUGGGUUUUACUGUUCUAGAAAUAUCGAAAUUACACAUGUACCAGCUGCAUUACUGA